This is a messenger RNA of Nerophis ophidion (straightnose pipefish), 3993 nucleotides long. Its product is annotated as solute carrier family 25 member 53-like. NCBI's taxonomy places the organism in Eukaryota, Metazoa, Chordata, Actinopteri, Syngnathiformes, Syngnathidae. The transcript has 2 exons. The coding region runs from base 228 to 1088 and encodes 286 amino acids. The record is from RefSeq and is a predicted model, not a curated record.
UCCUUGCUAAGUGCACCGCAUCUGAUCUGGACGCGGCUACUUAUUUCUCUCCCACUGGUGAGAAGCAGACACUUAUUCUGAGGAAACAUCGGGAAAAAAUGUCGUGUUUUGGGGAAAGCUAAUGAAAAUAUCCGUUUUGCCUAUUUUUUUGUAUUUUUUUUUUAGAGUUAAAAUAGAGAAAUGGUGCUACCAUUGAGGCUUCUUUUGUUAUAUAUCUGACUGACUCAAUGAUGGCGAAAAGUCCAGAAGGUGAAGUGGCCCUCAGGGACUCAAAGGCUCGUUUCCAUAGCUACCUCCAUGGCGGGACCUCCAGCCUGCUCUCCACCCUUAUCGUCUUCCCCGUCUACAAGACUGUCUUUCGCCAACAAAUCCACAACAUCCAGGUUCACCAAGCCGUGGAGCAGCUCCACAAGGAAGGCCUUCUAAAGCUCUACCGGGGCGUGACUCCGCCUCUCCUGAUGAGGACCCUGAAUGGGACGCUCCUCUUCGGCCUGCAGGAUACCUUCCUCCGCCUGCUCUCCGGGCCGUCCAUCAUCCCCCAGUCCUUCCUCCCGGCUGUGGCCGGCCUCGGCGUAGGCCUGGUGGAGGCGGUGGUCUUUACCCCGUUGGAGCGUGUUCAGAACGUGCUGCAGAGCGGACACAACGACCGCCGUCUGCCGACGCUGAAGAGCGUUCUGGUCAAGCUGAAGGCGCAGAGGUUGUCCUCGGGCUACUACCGCGCCUUCCUGCCCGUUGCAGCCCGCAACUCUCUGGGCAGCGGUCUUUACUUUGGCUUAAAGGGACCCCUGGGUGCCGCCGUGGCCGGGCAGGGGCUCUCGCCGUUGGCGUCGUCCUUCGUUUCUGGGACGCUGACCUCCAUGGCCAUCAGCCUGAGUUUGUACCCGCUGUCCGUGCUGGUGGCCAACAUGCAGGUCGGCGUCCAGGCGGAGGCGAAGGGGGUCACGGCCUGCUGGAGGAUGCUGUGGAGGUCCCGGGAAAGGAGCGUGGUCUUAUUGUACCGGGGCGGGGCCCUGGUUGUUCUGAGGUCAUGCAUCACCUGGGGCAUCACCACUGCCAUCUAUGACCGGCAACAAAAACGCUCAGGCUGAGGACACACCACACAGACUUUGGUUUACCGGUAAAGUACAAAACCCCAAAACUAGUGAAGUUGGCACGUUGUGUAAAUCGUAAAUAAAAACACAAUACAAUGGUUAGCAAAUCCUUUUCAAAUGAUAUUCAAUUGAAUAGACGGCAAAUACAAGAUAUUUAAUGUUCCAACUGAGAAACUAAAAUGUUUUCUGUACAAAUAAUCAUUGACUUAGAAUUUAAAGGCAGCAACACAUCCCACAAAAGUUGGCACAGGGCCAUUUUUUACCACUGUGUCUCAUGGCCUUUCCUUUUAACAACACUCAGUAAACGUUGUUCAACAUUGUCCGUUGUGGUAUUUUACGUGUCAUAAUUUCAAUGGGAGACAGGUCUGGACUACAGGUAGGCCAGUCUAGUACCCGCACUCUUUUACUAUGAAGCCACGCUGUUGUAACACAUGGCUUGGCACUGUCUUGCUGAAAUAAGCAGGGGCGUCCAUGAUAACGUUGCUUGGAUGGCAACAUAUGUUGCUCCAAAACUUGUAUGUACCUUUCAGCAUUAAUGGUGCCUUGACAGAUGUGUAAGUUACCCAUGCCUUAGGCACUAAUACACCCCCAUAACAUUACAAAUGCUGGCUUUUGAACUUUGCGCCUAGAACAAACCGAAUGGUUCUUUUAAAAAACAAUUAGAAAUGUGGACUCUUCAGACCACAGAACACUUUUCCACAUUGCAUCAGUCCAUCUUAGAUGAGCUCGGGCCCAGCGAAGCCAAAGACAUUUCUGGGUGUUGUUGAUAAAUGGCUUUUGCUUUGCAUAGUACAGUUUUAACUUGCACUCACAGAUGUAGGGACCAACUGUAGUUACUGACAGUGGUUUUCUGAAGUGUUCCUGAGCCCAUGUGGUGAUGUCCUUUACACACUGAUGUCGGUUUUUGAUGCAGUACCGCCUGAGGGAGCAAAGGUCUGUAAUAUCAUCGCUUACGUGCAGUGAUUUCUCCAGAUUCUCUGAACCUUUUGAUGAUUUUACAGACCGUAGAUGGUGAAAUCCCUAAAUUCCUUGCAAUAGCUCGUUGAGAAAUGUUCCAAAACUGUUCGAUAAUUUGCUUACAAAGUGGUGACCCUCGCCCCAUCCUUGUUUGGGAAUGAUUGAGCAUUUCAUGAAAGCUGCUUUUAUACUCAAUCAUGGCACCCACCUGUUCCCAAUUAGCUUCUUCAACUGUGGGAUAUUCCAAAUAAGUGUUUGAUGAGCAUUACUCAAGUUUUUCAGUCUUUUUUGCCACAAUCCAAAUGGUUCUUUUCCCCUUUUGGUCCAAAAACUAUUUGAAAUGUGGACUCGUCAGACCACAGAAACACUUUUCUACAUUGCAUCAGUCCAUCUUGGAUGAGCUCGGGCCCAGCGAAGCCGGCGACAUUUCUGGGUGUUGUUGAUAAAUGGCUUUCGCUUUGCAUAGUACAGUUUUAACUUGCACUCACAGAUGUAGGGACCAACUGUAGUCACUGAGAGUGGUUUUCUGAAGUGUUCCUGAGCCCAUGUGGUGAUGUCCUAUACACACAUAUGUCGGUUUUCGAUUCAGUACCGCCUGAGGGAUCCAAGGUCACAGGCAUCUAACCGACGUUGGAUGGUGAAAUCCCUAAAUUCCUUGCAAUAGCUCGUUGAGAAAUGUUGUUCUCAAACUGUUCGACAAUUUGCUCACGUAUUUGUUCCCAAAAAGGGUGACUCUCGCCCCAUCCUUGUUUGGGAAUGACUGAGCAUUUCCUGGAAGUGAUGUUCAAAAUAAGUGUUUGAUGAGCAUUCCUCAACUUUCUCAGUCUUUUUUUCCGCAAUCCGAAUGGUUCUUUUCCCCUUUUGGUCCAAAAACUAUUUGAAAUGUGGACUCGUCAGACCACAGAAACACUUUUCUACAUUGCAUCAGUCCAUUUUGGAUGAGCUCGGGCCCAGCGAAGCCGGCGACAUUUCUGGGUGUUGUUGAUAAAUGGCUUUCGCUUUGCAUAGUACAGUUUUAACCUGCACUCACAGAUGUAGGGACCAACUGUAGUUACUGACAGUGGUUUUCUGAAGUGUUCCAGAGCCCAUGUGGUGAUGUCCUUUACACACUGAUGUCGGUUUUCGAUUCAGUACCGCCUGAGGGAUCCAAGGUCACAGGCAUCUAACCGACGUUGGAUGGUGAAAUCCCUAAAUUCCUUGCAAUAGCUCGUUGAGAAAUGUUGUUCUCAAACUGUUCGACAAUUUGCUCUCGUAUUUGUUCACAAAAAGGGUGACUCUCGCCCCAUCCUUGUUUGGGAAUGACUGAGCAUUUCCUGGAAGUGAUGUUCAAAAUAAGUGUUUGAUGAGCAUUCCUCAACUUUCUCAGUCUUUUUGUCACUUGUGCCAGCUUUUUUGGAACAGGUUGCAGGCAUCCAAUUCCAAAUGAGCGAACAUUUGCAAAAAAUCCACUUCGAACGUUAGAUAUCUUAUCUUUGCAGUCUAUUCAAUUGAAUAUAAGUUUAAACGGAUUUACAAAUCAUUGUAUUCUGUUUUUAUUUACGAUUCACGCUACAUCACAACUUCACUGGUUUUGGGGUUUUGUAUAAAACGCCACCGGGAUUUUACUUUAUUGUAGUUGUAUUUUACUGAUUGGUUUCACGUUUUACCUGAGUAACAGAAUAUUGCGUUCGAUGUUUUACGAUAACGCGGAUUACUGCCGGACAACAAAAGAUUGUAUUGUUGAACAUGUUAAAAAUUACCGAUUUGUGUAGUGCAGGGGUGUGCAAACAUUUUCCACUAAAUAAUGAAAGCAUGCAGGGGCUAUUUUGAUAUUGUUCAUUUUCAAAACCAUUAGGGCUCCCCUCAAUUUUGGUAAACCUUAAACGUCUCAGUCAAUAAAGUGUUAAAAAUAAGUCAAAUGUUAAUCAGUACAGUUUGGACACACCUUCCAAAUCAAUGUUUUCUU